This is a messenger RNA of Acanthoscelides obtectus, 2205 nucleotides long. The record is from the annotation of a GenBank genome assembly. Lineage: Eukaryota; Metazoa; Arthropoda; Insecta; Coleoptera; Chrysomelidae.
CUUUUUACAGUGACAGAGUUGCGUACCGUGUUUCGUGCUGUUGAUUUUGUGUUAUCCGUUUUGUAACCUUUAUAAUAUUAUAUUUUGAAUUCUUUUGAACAACAAAAUGUCCGUAAAAAAGUGUCUGAUUAAAGUGUGUUCAAACACAAGUAUUAAUUCGCCUGAUAAAAUAUUCUUAUCAGUUCCGUUAGAUCUUGACACGAGGAUUCUUUGGUACCAGGCUGCAAGUGUUGAAGGUCCCAUUCCUACCACUAUGUUAUACUGUUGUGAAGAUCAUUUUGAUUUGGCAGAUGAUGCAGAAAAUUGGCAAUAUUACAAGACAAUUGGGCAGAGGUUACGACUAAAACCCGGCGUGAAACCACACAGGAACCUGUCAGUUCAGAGUUUAGGUACGUCCCAAUUAGGUCCACCAUCAAAAAAGAGGAAAGCUGAGAUGUUAGAAACAUUAGGAAAAAAGCUUCACUGCAAGAGAAAACCAAGGGCAAAAUUAUUUGAUGAAUCGCAGCCAGGUAUAUGCAGAGAUCUGCAUCAUGAUGAAUCUUGCCAGCAAAACUCGAGUUUGCUACCCCUGAAGAAAGCAACCAAAGGAGUCCAAGUUUUAGUUGAUACGAAAACAGUGUCAACCAGCACACUACCUCAUACUGCAGAAAAGGCUGUUGCCACUAGUCAUCCCAAACGAAAACAGUUGGUUGAAAAGUGCACAGGGAUUUGUAGUGAUAGCACUAAUGGCUCAAGUGGUAGUUCCUCCCUGCAGCUAUCGAGCACUUCAUCAGAAAGCAAUGGAGCAAGACUGAAGACAUCAAAAGAGGAACUAGAAAUAUCUAAAUUAGAGAACAAUAGUCGGUUUUUCUUAGGUUUGCCUGAAGACUGUUUCUAUAUUGUAAAUUUAUUAGUUGAAGAAGGUGGACUGGAUUACAUUGAUGUUUUGAUCACAAUGAAAAAAAUUAGGACAAAUGAUCAGUUUUCAAGAAUAGGAAUUGAUUUUGGUAAAAGCACAAGUGCCAUAUCUAAAAUUUUUAAUAAAACUGUUGUAGUAAUGGCUCCUUUAAUGACACAGUUGAUUGUUUGGCCUCCCAGUUGGAAAAUCAAAAAAUUAGUACCAAAUCAAUUUAAAGCCUAUUACAACAAUGUACAAUCAAUUAUUGAUUGCUUUGAAGUUGAAAUUGAAAAACCUUCAAAUGCACUGGAUCAGGCUAAAACAUGGAGAAAAUAUAAAAAGUGUAAUACUAUAAAGUAUCUUGUGAGUUGUACUCCUAAUGGGCUGAUAAACUUUAUUUCUAGUGGGUUUGGAGGACGUACAACUGAUGUACAAAUUGUUGAGAAGUCAGACUUCAUUAAUGUGAUACCAGAAAACUGCAUAAUAAUGGCAGAUAGAGGUUUCAAACACAUAGAAACUAUACUGCAUAAAAAAAGCGCAUCAUUAUUAAGACCUCCAAGCAUUAGUGCGAAACAAAAACUCACCAAAGCAGAAGUUAAUAAAACUAAAAUAAUAGCUGCUUUGAGAGUUCAUAUUGAACGGCUCAUAAGGAGACUCCGUGAAUUUGCUAUGUUAAAACCACAUGCCUGUAUACGGUCCAGAAUAGUCCACCUCCUAGACCAUGUGGUGAUCAUUGUGUGUGGUUUAGUAAAUUUACAAGAAUGGCUCAUCAAGAAAUAAGUAUUAUUGCCAUGCAAGUCUUGUUUUUUCUAUAUUUUAAUAGUACAUAACUGCAAGUGCAAGAUUGUUUUGUGGUAUAUUAAUACUAACACAGUGAAUUUCUUAGCUACACAUUGUGCACAUACAUAAAGCUAAGUAUGAAUAAUUUUGUAAAACACCAAUUUUUCCUUUUGUAGGCUAAAAUACUUGUAUAGGACUUAUUUGAGGCUGUUCUUUAUAUAAUUUUUUGGAGUAUCUGUAAUUUUUUAUUCUCCUUUACAACACAUUAUCAUUUAGAAACCUCAAAAUAAAUAAAUUACUCGAAUUUACCAACACUCUAUGACAUAAAAAUAACUAAUUAUUUAGUAAAGUGUAUACUUUGUGUAUUAAAUUUUUGAUAAGCUUAUUAGAUCAACAAUGUUAUGGAAUUCAGGAUUAUUUUAGCUGGUCAGCUGGUGGUAUAUAUCAAUAUUUUUGUUCAUCUACAAAUACAAUAAAACAUUUGCAGCUACCUACUAAUGUAAAUAGUUAAAAAAACAUUUCAUGAAUAAAAUACUUUUUUAAAACAU